Molecule: messenger RNA, 1053 nt
Organism: Fonsecaea nubica
Lineage: Eukaryota; Fungi; Ascomycota; Eurotiomycetes; Chaetothyriales; Herpotrichiellaceae
Product: tRNA N6-adenosine threonylcarbamoyltransferase
Exons: 1
Coding region: 1-1053 (350 amino acids)
Biological process (GO): tRNA threonylcarbamoyladenosine modification
Cellular component (GO): cytoplasm; EKC/KEOPS complex
Source: RefSeq, a predicted model, not a curated record
AUGAUCGCGCUCGGCCUAGAAGGCUCCGCCAAUAAACUGGGCGUGGGAAUAAUCCUGCAUUCCAAGGACAAGAGGCAGCCGGUGCAGAUCCUGUCGAACAUUCGACAUACCUAUCAUGCUCCUCCCGGCGCGGGUUUCCUGCCCAAGGACACGGCCUUGCACCAUCGCAGUCACGUCGUGGCCCUGGUCUCCAGCGCCCUCCGUGAGGCGAACCUCACCCCCGCCAACAUCGACUGUAUAUGCUACACCAAAGGGCCCGGCAUGGGUGCGCCGUUGCAAUCCGUGGCCCUGGCCGCGCGCAUGUUAUCUCUCCUCUGGGGAAAACCUCUGGUAGGUGUGAACCACUGCAUUGGACACAUAGAGAUGGGCCGAUCUAUCACGGGCGCCACGAACCCGGUCGUCCUCUACGUCUCCGGCGGAAACACCCAGGUGAUAGCAUACACGUCGAAUCGGUACCGCAUAUUUGGCGAAACGCUCGACAUCGCGGUGGGAAAUUGUCUGGACCGGUUCGCACGCACGUUAAACAUCCCCAACGAUCCGGCGCCCGGGUACAACAUUGAGCAACUCGCCAAGUCUGGCAACAUCCUGGUCGACUUGCCCUACGCGGUCAAGGGGAUGGACUGUUCGUUCUCCGGCAUCCUAGCACGUGUCGACGAGUUAGCCACCCAGGUGAAGAACGGCACGUUGAAGGACCCAAAUAUUGGGAACACAGUCUCACCAGAGGAUCUCUGCUUCUCGCUCCAGGAGACCGUCUUUGCGAUGCUCGUCGAAAUCACCGAACGUGCCAUGGCACACGUCGGUUCAAACCAGGUCCUGAUAGUUGGGGGAGUCGGAUGCAAUGAGCGCCUGCAGGAAAUGAUGGGCACCAUGGCGAGGAGCAGGGGCGGCGACGUAUAUGCGACGGAUGAGAGAUUCUGUAUCGACAACGGGAUUAUGAUUGCGCAUGCGGGAUUACUCGCAUAUCAGACCGGUUUCACGACGACGCUCGAGGAUAGUACCUGCACGCAACGAUUCCGAACCGAUGAUGUGUUUGUUGCAUGGAGGGAUGAAUAA